Messenger RNA from Lampris incognitus (smalleye Pacific opah), 972 nucleotides. It is a transcript of the gene sox19b, whose product is annotated as SRY-box transcription factor 19b. The record is from RefSeq and is a predicted model, not a curated record. The transcript has 3 exons. Bases 61 to 972 code for a protein of 303 amino acids. Gene Ontology annotation, biological process: anatomical structure morphogenesis; cell differentiation; regulation of DNA-templated transcription. NCBI's taxonomy places the organism in Eukaryota, Metazoa, Chordata, Actinopteri, Lampriformes, Lampridae. Gene Ontology annotation, molecular function: RNA polymerase II cis-regulatory region sequence-specific DNA binding; DNA-binding transcription factor activity, RNA polymerase II-specific.
GCAGCGCGCCCGGCGGAUUACCUGGUCACGAGUCGCCAGGCGCAGAAACACGCGGUGAAGAUGUACAGCAUGAUGGAACACGAGCUGAAGCCCACCGGCCAGCCCCCGUCGCACCAGACCUCCCAGGGCAUGUCCCCGGUCACCGGCAGCAUGACGGCGAACAUGGUAGGCAACGGCAACUCGCACCCGACCUCCAAGACCGCGUGUCCGCCCGGGGGCGACCCCAUGGACAAAGUCAAGAGACCCAUGAACGCCUUCAUGGUGUGGUCGCGCGGCCAGAGGCGCAAGAUGGCCCAGGAGAACCCCAAAAUGCACAACUCGGAGAUCAGCAAGCGGCUGGGCGCCGAGUGGAAGCUGCUCACCGACGCCGAGAAGCGGCCCUUUAUCGACGAGGCCAAGCGGCUCCGGGCCGUGCACAUGAAGGAGUACCCGGACUACAAGUACAAGCCGCGCCGCAAGACCAAGCCCCUGCUGAAGAAGGACGCGCAGGUGAACAAGUACCCGCUGUCCGCCGGGAACCUGCUGGCGGCGGCGCAGGGGCAGAGCGCCAGUCCCAGGAUGGACAGCUACAGCUGGGGCCCCGCUGGGGGGUACGCCGCCAUGCAGGGCGAGGCCCUCGGCUACACGCAGCAGAUCCACCGCUACGACCUGUCAGCCCUCCAAUACCCCCCUGCGAUGACGGCCGCGCAGACCUACAUGAACGGAGCGAACUCCUACAGCCCCAUGUCUUACAGCAGCAGCCCGCAGCAGCCCAGUCCCGUCACCAUGUCCAUGGUCAAGCCGGAGCCCGUGUCCCACUCGCCUCCAAACGGGACCCCCAACCACCACCGGGGGCCUCUCCAGGGUGACCUCAGGGACAUGAUCAGCAUGUACAUCCCAGGAGACACCAGCGACCCCACAGCGGCGCAGAGAGGCUACACCAGUGUCCAGCAGCACUACCUCAGCGGAACAGUCCCCCUGACACACAUCUGA